Telopea speciosissima is the source of this 2450-nucleotide messenger RNA. Its product is annotated as transcription factor bHLH3-like. Gene Ontology annotation, molecular function: protein dimerization activity; DNA-binding transcription factor activity; transcription cis-regulatory region binding. Gene Ontology annotation, cellular component: nucleus. The record is from RefSeq and is a predicted model, not a curated record. Gene Ontology annotation, biological process: regulation of DNA-templated transcription. Lineage: Eukaryota; Viridiplantae; Streptophyta; Magnoliopsida; Proteales; Proteaceae. The transcript has 2 exons. Bases 677 to 2269 code for a protein of 530 amino acids.
UUCGGUGUUCUUAUCGCCUGAGUUUCUCUUCGUUUUAAAUUAAACAAGCUCUGAGCGAGAUGAGAGCUUCGCAAGGAUGGAGAUGUGUGGAUGGUGGAGUUCGGAAUACAAGCUCGGAAGCUAGGGUUUUUUAUUCAUUUAUAAAGCGAAGCUGGUGCUCGAGUUCCGUGGAAAUACCCUAAAAUUUUGCCGUGGCAGAAGAGAUUGGGCGGUAGCUGUUGUAGGGCUUUUGUUUGGAGGAGAUCUACCAUCAGAGGUCAUGGCGUUCAUGAUAGGUUUCUGAACCGCGUCUUUGGAAAUUCUAGAUAUACUUGGAGUUCUGGAACAAAAAAUCAACUACAGAAGUUGAUGAAAUGGCGGAAAUCAAGGCUCGAAUUUGGUCACAGAUGUAUGGAGAUGGCUGGAAACUUAGUUCAUCUUCUAAGAUAUUAAGGUGACGGCCCCUCUUAUCUUGACUUUCUGAUGUUGUAGUAUAUGUAUCAACCAAAGAAAAAAACAAAAAAAGAAAGAAGUUCUAAUGUAUUUUUGCUGUUAGAGAGAAGGGAAACUUGAGAAGAAGAUCUGUUGAAAAGGUUGCAUUAUUCUUUUACUUUGAUAUAAUUUGCUACCGAUUGUUGAAUAUCUAAACGUAGAAACGGAAACGAAAAGGGGUUUUGGUUCCGAAAACUGAGCAGAUAUGGGUGAGCAGAGGACUGUGAGGGGGAAUUUUUGGUCUAAUGAAGAAGAGAAGGCCAUGGCGCAAGCAAUUUUGGGUUUUGAAGUCUGCGACUUUUUGACUUCUCCAAGUUAUGUUUCGCCCGACUUGGUUACACCCGGUGGCUACAGAAGUGUGCAGCAGGAGCUCUGCCAGCUUGUUGAAGGCUCAAGCUGGACCUACGCCAUUUUCUGGCAGGUCUCAAGCUGUAAGUCUGGUGAGUUGGCCUUAAUAUGGGGAGAUGGGCACUGUAGAGAACCCAAGGGAGACGAAAGAGAAGAAGAUGGAACUUCGACGAGUUUCGAAUCACAGAAGAAGCUUGGAGAGGAAGAGCAAGAAAUGAGGAAGCAGGUGCUUCAAAAGGUUCACUCAUUCUUUGGUGGAUCAGAGGAAGAUAACUACGCAGCACGGUUGGAUUCUGUUUCGGAUGUGGAGAUGUUCUACCUUACAUCCAUGUAUUAUUCGUUCAAAUAUGAUGCCCAGGCUGGUCCUGCACGUUCAUUUUCCUCCCAUAGACCAAUCUGGGUUGUGGACCAAAACGUUUGUGCAGAUCAUUAUCAGUCGAGAUCUUUUCUAGCAAGAUCAGCUGGCUUUCGGACCCUGGUUUGUGUUCCGAUCGAUUCAGGGGUGGUGGAACUUGGCUCUGUUAAAUCACUCCCAGAAGAUCAAAAUGUCUUGCAGAUGAUUAAAACUUUACUUGGGGAUUCGAGUACUCAUCAGUCAACAGCAACGGUAACAGCAACAAUGACCCCGAAGAUCUUUGGUCAUGACCUUAGUCUAGGCAGCUCGACACCUCAUUCAAUUGCCAUUAAUUUCUCUCCAAAGGUGGAAGAAGAUGAGGGUUUCCAAUUAGAAUCCUACAAAGUGCAAGCAACAGUACCUAGACAUGGUAAAACCAUAGCUAGGAGCAAAGAUAUGGGUACUAAUCUAGUUGUUGGAACUUUUCCCAAUGGGUGUAGAAGUGAAGAAAAUAAAGUAAAACUAUUUUCACAGCCAAAUCAGAUGAUUGUUGGGGCUCUAACUCAAUCAGGGGUUGUUGAACAACCGAAAGAUGAUACAUUGCCUCGGUCUGAAGAGCGCAAACCUAGGAAAAGAGGGAGAAAGCCUGCCAAUGGGAGAGAGGAGCCAUUGAACCAUGUUGAAGCAGAGAGGCAGAGACGGGAGAAGCUUAAUCAGCGGUUUUAUGCAUUAAGAGCUGUUGUCCCUAACAUCUCCAAGAUGGACAAGGCCUCGUUGCUUGGAGAUGCCAUUACCUAUAUCACGGAUCUCCAAAUGAAGAUUAGGGUCUUGGAAGCUGAAAGAGAGAUGUCGAAGGGCAACCAAAAGCAUUUACCUGUUCCUGACAUUGAUGUUCAGACAAGAAAUGAGGAAACCAUUGUUCGUGUGAGCUGCCCACUAGAUUCACACCCUGUCUCUAAAGUCAUUAAGGCAUUUAGAGAAACUCAAGUUAUGGUUCAAGAAUCUAAUGUUUCAACUAUCGACAAUGACUCAGUUCUUCAUACAUUCUCCGUCCGUACUCAAAAUGGUACAAGUGAACAUUUGAAGGAGAAGUUGGUUGCUGCUCUCUCAAGAUGACCUGAUUGUAAAAUUGUACUUGUAAGAUGAAUUUCAGUGAAUCUCCUCUUUUUUGUCAAACCUUUUGUUUUGUUUUUAGCUUUUCUGUAGGCAACUGCAAAGUGGCAAUUCCUGAUAUUGGAAUAAUUUGCAUUCUGUACCAUGAAUGAAGUUUCUAUCAUCUUAAGAUAUGUGUUCAGAC